AUGAGAUCAAGUGUGCCACGACGUCUUACACAUUUAACUGACGAUGAACAAUGCAGAAAACGUCUCGAAUCCUACACUGAUAACAUAUUUAAAGAUUCCAAGCUUCACCUGAGAUCAAUUCACCUGAUAUCCAACACAGAGGAUGAAGAAGAUGCUUUUGGAAAAUUGAGGAAUGAUAUAUUUUCCACAGCAAAGAGUAGCACAAAUUGGAAUCGAGAAUACCCUGUUAAAUUUAUUCAGAUGGAAAAAGCCAUCAACUCUGAACUUACGAUCGGAAAACAAAUAAUUUCUUUUGAAAGAUUAAAAGAACUAGGUGAGAAAAUACCACUUCCGAUAACUGAUGACAAGGAGCUUCAUCUCUUUCUCAGGUAUCAACAUGAAAUAGGUAACGUGAUAUUUUUUGAAGACAUUCCGUCAUACAUCAUACUUGAUCCCCAAUGGUUAGCAAAUGCCUUUACAUGCAUUGUUACAGCCCAGCAGUUUCAACUGGAAUUACCACACUUACAAUGGAACAACUUCAAACAAACAGGAAAGAUGGAUCCUAAGCUAUUAGAAGAAAUAUUCAAGAAACAAUCAGCAGACAUGAGAAUUCAUAAAGAACAUAUACUGGAAGUAAUCGAAAAGUUUGACAUUAUCAUCUAUCCAUUGCUACUGACGGAAAGUGGAAAUGUACAAAGGGAGCAUAGUUUUUUUUACGUUCCAUGCAUGCUUCAAACAUUAAAAAAUAAGGAUAUUGAUGUAUUGUUUAACGUUCCAAAUGCUAAAAAAUCUACAUGUUUGUGUUUUGUCUUUAGUUUUUUACCGCCGUAUCUAAUCAGCAAUCUGAUUGUCUCUUGUCUACGAGAAUAUCCUCUAGCAGUGGUGAAGGACGAGAUAGGUCUCUUCAAGGAUUGUUGUGUAUUCAAUAUUGGCAGAACUGGCUGUGCAAAAUUUGUAUUAGCAAAGUGUAGUCAUAUGAUUCAGCUGCAAGUAUGGCAAUGGAAUGAAGUAGAUACAGAGAUUAACCAAGCUGUUUUAAAAAUUAUCGAAAGAGAAAUCAACAGAAUUGUCAACACACGAUACAAGUUGAAAACGGUAUCUUUCGAGAAAAAAUUGAAAUGUGAGACCACCAGUUUUUCCUUCGACACAGGAUUCCUAGAAUUUGAUCAAGUACAAGAUGGGGAAAAUUAUUAUUGCGAAGAACAUGCGACAAUUCAUAAAUAUAGAGACUAUUGGUCUGGUGAGAAAUCAAAGGCUCCCGGUAUAUUAAGUAGUGAGGAACAGAACUACGUCAGAAUGUCAAAGAUAGUUCUAGAGGUAUUAUCAGGCGUUUUAUACGAUCGCUUAUUCUUAGAUACAAAGACUGGAGAAAUACUUGAUCGUAAAAAGUUGGACAUAACAGAAAUGUGUAAGAAAUAUUGUGCUUUAAAAAUAAACUUUCCAAGUAAAGGCUUUAGGAAAAUAGAAGAGGUUGACCAGAUUUCUACCAAUGAAGAUGCUAUUGGUGACGACAUUCAACGGAUACGUGUGAUCAGAAAUGAAAUGCAGCAUUCUUCUGUCUUUGCAUUAGAUGACACACGAUACCAAACACUAAUCACUAUAGUUCAUGAUAUGCUAACUAGAUUUGAUCAGCGUAACAAUCCAGCAGGUGAAUCCUACGUAAAACGAUUAGAUGAAAUCAGGAAAAUGGAAUUAGAGACAAGGAGUUUUGAAGAGAUAAAAGAAAGAAUGAAAGCAGAAUUGAUGGAAAAGAUUCAUGCAGUUUUCCGAUAGUGUGGUAUCUGAUGAUUUGAACGAUAUUUGUUAACUUAUUUUUUUGUAUUCACCAUUUGCAAUCAAUGGGAGAAAUAUUGAAU
This is a messenger RNA of Mytilus trossulus (common blue mussel), 1835 nucleotides long. RefSeq lists its product as uncharacterized. Bases 1 to 1752 code for a protein of 583 amino acids. Lineage: Eukaryota; Metazoa; Mollusca; Bivalvia; Mytilida; Mytilidae. The transcript has 4 exons. The record is from RefSeq and is a predicted model, not a curated record.